Molecule: messenger RNA, 2755 nt
Organism: Gossypium arboreum
Lineage: Eukaryota; Viridiplantae; Streptophyta; Magnoliopsida; Malvales; Malvaceae
Product: phosphate transporter PHO1 homolog 9-like
Exons: 13
Coding region: 252-2585 (777 amino acids)
Biological process (GO): phosphate ion transport; cellular response to phosphate starvation
Cellular component (GO): cytoplasm; plasma membrane; Golgi apparatus
Molecular function (GO): inositol hexakisphosphate binding
Source: RefSeq, a predicted model, not a curated record
AAAAUAAUGCAAUCAACAAGAUUGGUUAUAAAAAUAAAUUGGGUUUUUUAUUAAUUUAAUAAUAAAUAAUAAUUACUAUAUUAAUUGAGAUUAUGUAAGUGAAAUGGCCAUCACGACAUGAUUAAAGGAAGCUGGCAAGAAACAAACAAAAUAUACUCCAUAGCUUGGAAAUUGAAAUUCUUCUAUAUAAUUUUAAUUUCCAAUACUGAAAUAUAUGUGUUCAUUUUUUUGAGUUAUUUUUGAGGAAAAAGAUGAAGUUUGGUAAGGAAUUUGCAGCACAAAUGGUGCAAGAAUGGCAGGAAGCAUACAUGGAUUACAGUAAACUGAAGUCAAUAUUGAAAGAUAUCUUAAGAUUCAAACAACAAAACAAGGAACCAUUGACAAUGGCUACAACUACAACAACAACAACAAAAGGGGCAUUGAAUCGAAGAGCAUCACUUUAUAGGGCAUUUAGUGGACUUACAAAUCGGUAUAAACCAGUUUCUGCAAUGAAGAACAAUGAAGACGAAGUUAUAUUAGUGAGUGCAGUUCAAGGAGGAGGAGUUGAAGGGGAUUACCAAACAAUGUUUCUUAUGUCAGGUGAAGAAGGAGGUGAGUUUGAGCUACUCUUUUUUAGGAGACUUGAUGAUGAGUUCAACAAAGUUCUUAGAUUUUACAAGAAAAAAGUUGAAGAAGUAAUAUUGGAAGCUGAUGAGUUGAGUAAGCAAAUGAAUGCUUUAAUUGCUCUUAGGAUUAAGGUUGAUAAUCCAGUUGUUAAAGGAACUGAUAUGGUUAAUCUUGCUGAUAAGGGGUUUUCUUCAAAUUCUUCAUCACUGUCUCAUAGUCAUCCCAUCAAUGGUGGAAAGCAAGGACGGACUCAUAUGGAUGUUAUCCAAGAAACUGAGAUGAGCAAUGAAGAAGAAAUGAAGGAAAUUGAUAAUAGACAUUUUAGACCAGCUCCAUUAGAUGUUUUGAAUCAUGUAAAGAUCAAUGUUGAGCUUGAAACUCCUAUAGCUACACUUAGAAGUGUCAUCAAAAGUUCAAAAUCAGAUUUGUCAUUCAGCAAGCAAGAAUUGAGGACUGCGGAGGAAAAAAUCACCCAGGCUUUUGUAGAAUUCUAUAGAAAACUUAGACUUUUGAAAAGCUACUGCUUCUUGAAUCAGUUGGCAUUUUCCAAGAUCAUGAAGAAAUAUGAUAAGAUCACAUUGCGAAAUGCAUCAAAAGCUUACUUGCAAAUGGUGGACAAAUCAUAUCUUGGCAGUUCUGAUGAGGUUACUAAGCUUAUGGGAAGGGUUGAGGAUACUUAUGUUAAACACUUUGCUAAUGGAAAUCGUAGAAAAGGACUGAAAACUCUAAGACCACAAGCUAAAAAAGAAAGGCAUAGGAUUACAUUUCUCUAUGGCUUCUUCUCUGGUUGCUCCAUUGCACUAAUAGUGGCCAUUAUUGUGAGCAUACAUGCUAGAAAUCUUCUUAAGAGUCAAGGAAGAGAUCAAUACAUGGUCAAUAUAUUUCCACUUUACAGCCUAUUUGGUUACAUUGUCUUGCAUAUGCUCAUGUAUGCUGGAAAUGUAUUCUUUUGGAAGCGUUAUCGAGUCAACUUUUCGUUUAUAUUUGGUUUCAAGCAAGGAACAGAGUUGGGAUAUAGAGAAGUACUUCUUCUUAGCAGUGGUCUUUCAUUGCUUGCAUUAGCUGGUGUCAUUUCACAUUUGGAUAUGGAAAUGGAUCCAAGAACUAAAAGCUUCAGAACUUUAACUGAGCUAAUUCCCUUGUUCCUGCUCAUUGUUGUGCUUUCAGUAACAUUCUGCCCUUUUAAUAUCAUAUAUCGAUCAAGUCGAUUCUUUCUUAUCAGAUGUGUAUUUCACUGUGUUUGUGCACCUCUUUACAAGGUCACUCUCCCAGAUUUCUUCUUGGCAGAUCAACUUACUAGCCAGGUUCAAGCAUUUAGAAGCCUGGAGUUCUACAUUUGCUACUAUGGUUGGGGAAACUUCGAAGAGAGAUCAAACACCUGUGAAGAAAGUGAAGUUUAUAAAGUGCUUUACAUAGUUGUUGCCAUUAUUCCAUACUGGUUCCGUUUUGUUCAGUGUCUUAGACGUUUGGUUGAAGAAAAAGAUACAGCACACGGUCUGAAUGGUCUGAAAUACUUCUCAACAAUCACCGCGGUCGCCAUUAGAACCAUUUAUUCACACCAGAAGCAGAAAACAAAAACAUGGCUGGUCUUGGCUGCUGCAACUUCUGGUAUUGCAACAAUGGCUAGCACAUACUGGGACAUAGUUAUAGAUUGGGGUCUUCUUAAUAGGAAUUCAACAAACCCUUGGCUUAGAGAUAAGCUCGUUGUACCACACAAAGGGGUUUAUUAUGCAGCCAUGGUGUUGAACUGUGUAUUGAGACUUGCUUGGAUGCAGCAAGUGUUGGGCAUUCAAACUGUGCCUUUCCUGCAUAAAACAGCUUUGGUUGCAGUAGUGGCUAGCUUGGAGAUCAUUCGCCGCGGCAUUUGGAAUUUCUUCAGGUUGGAGAAUGAGCAUUUAAACAAUGUGGGAAAGUACAGAGCAUUCAAGUCAGUGCCCUUGCCCUUCUACUAUGAAUACAAUGCAGAUAAGAGUAUAUAAAAAUGGAGAAUUGUGCCCGGCACGAUUACUAUGGUAAUAUUUAAGUGGACAUUGGUUUGAGCGUAAUUAAGUAAAUAUUUUGUUUUUCAUUUAAAGGUUUGAGAAAAGUUACAGAUAGAAAUAAACAAUUUUUGUAUAAGCAAAGAGUAUAUAAUAGUCAGUGAGUGAAA